Messenger RNA from Paracoccidioides lutzii Pb01, 546 nucleotides. RefSeq lists its product as hypothetical. Bases 1 to 546 code for a protein of 181 amino acids. The transcript has 3 exons. The record is from RefSeq and is a predicted model, not a curated record.
AUGCUUCCACAGACAUUCGUUAAGGGGACGAUGGAUGGGCCUUACACCACCGGCCAACAUAGUGCGGACUUCAUGCGCGGCACAUCUAGCCGCAAGGGCGAUCCAUUUAUAAAAAGGUGGCAUGAUCUAUUUAUUCACCUGUGGGAGAGCCGAUCCAACCACUCCGGCAUAUGCAGCGAUCCGCUCAUUGCAUUUGGUCUCGAUAUGGACUUCUCCGAGUCACAGCGCCACGGAUACAAAUAUGAAUUCAAAGUAGAACCCCUUACCCAUCCCGAAUCUCCAGAGUAUAAGACUGCAUACCAACUAGUGUGGCAUGUGCUCACGAGUGGUAGCAUGCAGAAGGUUAGUCAUGCGAAACCCUUGUCAUUAAUACCUGCGCUUGGAUAUCUUUGGGAUGACAACCGUGGCUCCGAUUGUAAACCGGGAACGUUUGCGGAUCUUCUCAGAUACGGUAGUGUGCACUUUGAGCAGACGAGAAGGACUGCCUCCAUUGUACAGAUCGAAAAACCGAAAGAUACCAUGAAAAAGGGCGUGCUUGAGCCUUGA